Molecule: messenger RNA, 3638 nt
Organism: Cyprinus carpio (common carp)
Lineage: Eukaryota; Metazoa; Chordata; Actinopteri; Cypriniformes; Cyprinidae
Product: potassium channel, subfamily K, member 13
Biological process (GO): stabilization of membrane potential; potassium ion transmembrane transport
Cellular component (GO): membrane
Molecular function (GO): potassium ion leak channel activity
Source: RefSeq, a predicted model, not a curated record
UGUUCCACAAAGAUGGUAACACUGCCCUGGGCCGUUGUUUCACAGAAGAAGACGAAACUAAAGAGACAGAACAAUAACAACUAGCCGGAGACUGCAACAACAGACGCCCGCAUCGAUAAGCGCUUGCGUGAGGGGGUUAUGAGAGAUCCGCAGCUUUUAAGAGAUUUUAAAAAAGCUUUUUAGUUUAAAAUGAUACAAAGACAUCUUUAAUCAGUCAUAACGUCUGGAGAAAAAUAAAUCAGACGCUGGACAGAUGAAGCUUUCUGGAGUGCGUGCGUUUGCGCACACUGUUAAUCUCCGACGCAUUUAACAUUACACAUCCAACAUCCAACACACACACAAAUUAACUUUGUUGAUUUGUUAGCCUACUUAUAAAUUAUAUAGUCUAUCUAGUCAAAUGGAGUAGCCCUAAAACCGUGAUAUUGAAAUCUACCUUGAAAAAUAUACUGGAAAAUAAUGAUCAAGACAUUUUGUUUUAAUUAAUGGUCACACCACUUGUUGGUUACACCAUUCUUUUAAACUAGAUUUCUCCUUUUGUCAUCUCGGACAUCCUCAGCCGUCACUGAGCCGCGUGUGUGCUGCUGCUGUAGGACCUGAUGUGAUCUGAUCUGACGCACUGAGCACAAUCUGGAGAGGUUGAGGUCACACACACAGUCCACCCCUGCGCUCGAGACCAAACGCAUCAUGAUCCGCCACAAACGGGACAUUUCGAGCAGAAUACCGCUUCAGAGGUUAAGUUCCCUGACAUAUCCGGACGCAGAGCUCUGAAGAGAAAAAUGCAUGAUUCAUGAUGAACUGGGAUGUGGUGGUUCAUCUGCUCCUAUAAUAUUCCUAUAAAACAAUGGCUUGCCGGACUGGAUGCUGCUGCAGCAUCGGAACUCUAAAUGAAGAUAACGCCAGAUUUCUCAUGCUGGCUUUGUUGAUCAUCAUCUACCUGUUAUGUGGCGCAGCGGUGUUCUCGGCGCUCGAGCAUCCAAAGGAGAAGCUCGCCAAGGAGAGAUGGGCUCAGAGGAUCGAGCAGUUCACCCACAAGUACAACCUGAGUCAAGACGACCUGAAGAACUUCCUGAGGAACUACGAGGAGGCCAGUGUGGCGGGGAUCCGCGUGGACGCCACCAGACCGAGAUGGGAUUUCGCGGGAGCUUUUUAUUUCGUCGGAACUGUGGUUUCAACUAUCGGUUUUGGGAUGACGACACCUGUCACUAUUGCUGGGAAGAUAUUCUUAAUCUUUUAUGGGCUUAUUGGUUGUGCUGCCACCAUUUUAUUUUUUAACCUCUUCCUGGAACGUGUCAUCACGGUGAUUGCAUUUGUUUUGAAGUUCUGCCACGAGCGCAGAGAACGCAGCAAAGACGGCCCACCUCAAAACUGCCGGCGUCCUUCCACCGGCAACAGAAGGCGGCGCACGAACAGCUUGGCCGGCUGGAAACCUUCAGUGUACUGCGUCAUGCUCAUUUUAGGAGUCGCAGCCAUCGUGGUUUCCUGCUGCGCGUCUGCUAUGUAUUCGGCGGCCGAGGGUUGGGACUACCUGGACGCCCUCUAUUUCUGUUUCGUGGCUUUCAGCACCAUUGGUUUUGGGGAUAUGGUGAGCAACCAGCGUGAGAUGUACAAAGCUCAAGUGGCCUACAGGGUGGGCAACUUCCUUUUUAUCCUAACAGGGGUGUGUUGCAUCUACUCACUGUUCAACGUCAUUUCCAUCGUGAUCAAGCAAGUUCUCAACUGGCUUCUGCGGAGGCUGGAGACUCCCUGCCGCUGCCCGGGCCGAGGGAACCGCCAUCCACGGAGGAAUGUGGUCGUUCCAGGCCACAUGAGAACCAGACGGGACAACUCCAUCGAGACUGACGCAGUCAAUGACAGCGAGGCUGAUGGACGGCGAAUGUCUGGAGAGAUGAUCUCCAUGAAGGACUUUCUGGCCGCUAAUAAAGUUAAUCUGGCCAUCAUGCAGAAGCAGCUGUCAGAGAUGGCCAAUGGACAUCCUCGCCAGUUAGGGAGCAGCUCACGUCACAACGAGUUCUCCGGAGGGGUUGGAGCGCUGGGAAUCAUGAACAACCGACUGGCAGAGACAAGUGUAGAUAGAUAAAUCCAGCAUUUAGACAUGUGAAAUAACCAGACGAACUCCACAGUAAAGCAUGACGACUUUUUUUCCAAACAAAGACAGGCAAAUACCAUAACUCUCAUCCUUUGGGUCUCAUUCACUAACAGUUGUGUAUAAACAUUCUUCUGUACAUGCGCAGACAAGGUUAGCUUGGAAAAUGUAUGGUGGAUUGACAACAGGUGUGUACAGGAUUAUUAUAGUUAACAGGAAAAAAAGAUAAAAUAUCUAAAAAAGAAUCACUUAUUUUAAUGCAGCUAGUUUCCAAAUCAACAUUUCUCAUUUUCAUUUAGUUUUAUUCGAAAUAUUAACUUAAACUUAAGUUGAAAUAAAAUUAAUAAAAACUAUACAGACCUUUCAAAAAAAAAACAAUAACUAAUAAAAAUGACAAUAGCACACAACGCAAUUACUAAAACAUUUACUAAAAUUAAAAAAAUAAAAUAGUAAGGGACUAAUUAAAAAACUAUACAUAUCCUUGUGCUAUUAAAUAUUUAUAUAUCUAAGACAUACAUUAUAGACAAGAUAUUUAAAUAUGUAAGAAUAUGUUCACUAUACUGUUUAAUUUUUUAUUUUUUUAGAAUGAUUUCUGAAGGAUCGUGUGACACUGAAGACAGGAGUAAUGAUGCUGAAAAUUCAGCUUUGCACCACAGGAAUAAAUUAGACUUGAAAAUAUAUUAAAAUAGACAACUGUUAUUUUAAACUGUAAUGUAUAUUUCACUUUAUGUUUGAUACAUUCCCAGUGGUUUCUGAGGCCACUAGGAGUCUUAAAUCCUUAAGUGUAAACAUUUUGAUAAAUCAUGAUUUCUGAGCAAGAAUGUUCGCACAGUUAGUGAACGAGACCCGUUUUUAAUGUAUUGCUGCUGAUUUUGCUUCAGUGUUGUGUUUAUCAUCUUUCACACUAAUCUCUCUAAUUGAGCCUUUGUUAACUUGUAGUGCAUUAAUCUGCAAACAAACAGAUGUAAUUUAUUACUAGGCCUUAGUUCUCUUGCAUAUUUCAGCUCUGUCACAGUAUGCUAAUAGGUUCAUUAUGCCUAACUUAUGGGGAAGAGCGACAUUUAUGCAUUAGUUCACACUGCAUUAGUUAUACUGAGAAUCUUUAAUGGAACUUUUCUACGAACUUCAUAGACAGAAAUCUGCAUGAAUAAUGUCUUAAUUCAUUAAUGCAACGAAAUCAUGAACUUUGUGUCUUCCUCAUCAAACUACUGGAUAAGUCAUAUCAAAAUUGUACUCGCUUCGCAGAUAGAUGUACUGUGAAAGGACAUAUAGAUAGGCUAAUGAACACCAUUAUAGAACAGUUUGUGACAAAAUAAAGAAAUAAACCUUGAAUUGAAUUAUGGUCUUUCUUAUUGUCUGUGAGUCUGUAUGUGGCUCGUCCAACAUGAAAUACUUAUAGAGCUAAUGGUUUUUUUCCACUUAGUGGCAGCACUCAGACAUAAAGAUGGAAUCGAGAGUCUUCAGAUCAAAUUACCAGAGCUACAAUAUGUCAUGAUGUUAGGGGGUUGCUAUGGAAACACUAACUCUGUGCAAGAGGGAUACCUCGUAUCCACCA